Effrenium voratum is the source of this 1569-nucleotide messenger RNA. The record is from the annotation of a GenBank genome assembly. NCBI's taxonomy places the organism in Eukaryota, Dinophyceae, Suessiales, Symbiodiniaceae.
AUGCCGUCGGGCUUCGGUGAAAGACUGAGCCAACGACAGAAGGCCUUCAAGAAGGGCGUGGAUGCCGACGACGCACGAAGGAAGCGAGAAGACGCGGCCGUGCAGCUAAGGAAGGCCACCAGAGAUGAGGCCCUGAUGAAGAAGCGGAUGGUCAACGACCUGCCGCCUGGUCAGGGCCAGCCGGAUGUGGGGGGCAUGGGCAUGGCCCCCUCUGGGCCCUCCAGCUGUGUGGAGCAGAUCCCAGCGCUGAGCCAGGCACUCAUGUCUGAGGAUCCCCAGGCCCAGUUCAGCGCCACACAGCAGUUCAGGAAGCUGCUAAGCAUCGAGCAGAACCCCCCCAUCUCGGAGGUGAUCAACGCCGGGGUGGUGCCCCGCUUUGUGCAGUUCCUCAAGGAGAUCAACCGCCCGGACUUGCAAUUCGAGGCGGCCUGGGUGUUAACCAACAUCGCCUCCGGCAACGCGGACCAGACCCGAGUAGUGGUGGAGCAUGGCGCGUUGCCCAUCUUCGUGCAGCUCCUGCAGUCUCCCAACGACGAUGUGCGGGAGCAGGCCGUUUGGGCGCUGGGGAACAUCGCAGGAGACUCCCCCAACUUCCGAGACCUGGUUCUGCAGAGCGGUGGCCUGCAUCCGGUGAUGACAGUCUUGCGGGAUUCCGAAAAGACCUCGAUGAUGCGGAACGCAACCUGGACCUUGUCCAAUCUUUGCCGUGGUAAGCCGCCCCCACCCUUCGAGUGGGUGUCUCCGGCCUUGGGCACGCUGUCCCAGCUCAUCUACUCCUCUGAUGUGGAAGUGCUGACAGAUGCGUGCUGGGCCUUGUCCUACUUGUCGGAUGGCCCCAAUGAGCGCAUCACCGCAGUCAUCCAGGCCGGCGUGUGCCGGCGCCUGGUGGAACUCCUUUUGCAUACCUCCCCGCUGGUGCAGACGCCCGCCUUGCGGGCGGUGGGGAACAUUGUCACUGGGGACGACAACCAGACGCAGGUGAUUUUGCACAGCGGGGCAUUGCCCAGCUUGCUGAAGUUGUUGUCCCACGCCAAGAAGGCCAUCCGUAAAGAGAGCUGCUGGACCAUCUCCAACAUCACCGCGGGGAACCGGGAGCAGAUCCAAGAGGUCAUCAACAAUGGGCUGCUGCCCCCGGUGAUCCAUCUGCUUCAGAUGGCGGACUUCGACAUCAAGAAGGAGGCGGCCUGGGCCAUCAGCAAUGCCACCUCCGGGGGCUCACCGCAGCAGGUGGACUACCUAGUGGACACGGGCUGUAUUAAGCCUCUGGUGGAUCUGCUCACGGUGUCGGACGCCAAGAUCAUCGGCGUGGCGCUCGAAGCGCUCGAGAACAUCUUGAAGGUGGGCAAGGACAAGCAGCAGGAGCUGGGCCUCCCAGAAAAUCCCUUCGCCAACAAGGUGGAAAGCGCAGAUGGGCUGCCCAAGAUCGAGAGCCUUCAGGAGGACCCCAACGAGGAGGUCUACCACAAGGCUAUGAAGAUCUUAGAGAAGUAUUUCCCGCUGGAGGACGAUGCGGACAUCGAGGUCGCCGCCCCGCAGUUUCAGUUCGGGGCCCAGGCACGGCCAUCUUAA